AUGAAAAUGCGCGCUCUCUUGUCCUGUUUAUUUAACGAUGACGGCCAAGAUUCAGUCGGCACAGGUGCUACUUUCGAUCCAGAUGAGCGAUGGUCUAAUGUUUACAGGGAAAGGGAAAAGAAUUCAAUUUAUAAAUGGGUUGGGAUUAGAACGGGUGGAGAAUUAAUUAGUGUUUAUGAGAAGGAAGGCGAAGAGGGGGUGCUUAGUUUUGCUCAAGAGAAAAUCGAAUCCAGUUUGUACAACGACGGCCAGUCCCCUCAAUUAAUAAAAUUUGCCGAUUAUGUAAGAUGGAAAAAAUCGGUAAAUAUAGAAUUUGGGAUAUCCGACGAGAAGGAAGACUUUAACGAAGCAAAAUCCGCCUUCCGAGAACACGAAGCACAAUGGCGUUUAAAUAAAAGAGGAGUAGAAGGAGAAACAUUAAUACAUUUAUUGUUAAAUAGAGAAGAGCCUGUAUGUCAAGAAAUUGCUAGAAUACUUGUAAAUAAAUAUCCGGGAUUAGCUAAGGAUAUUUAUUUGGGAGAGGAUAUGUUUGGUUUGUUUUUAGGGUUUGAAAAUACAAAUGGGGAUAAAGUGAAAAUACAAAAAUCAGAAUUAAUAAAAAAUACAAAAAAACACAAUUAAACAAGAAAAUACAAAAAUCAGAAUUAACAAAAAUCAGAAUUAUUUUUUAUUAAUACAGAAUGGGAAAAACACAAAACCAGAAUUUUUAUUGAAACAAAAACACAGAAUCAGAAUUAUUUUUUUUACAAAAUAGGAAAAUACAAAAUAGGAAAAUACAAAACCAGAAUUAUUUUAAAGUAUAAAAACACAAA
Molecule: messenger RNA, 812 nt
Organism: Meloidogyne enterolobii
Lineage: Eukaryota; Metazoa; Nematoda; Chromadorea; Rhabditida; Meloidogynidae
Source: the annotation of a GenBank genome assembly